AUGGACGUAGACGAGUUGCAAGCUGCAGAGAGAGAAGAUCGAAGAUCGAUCAUCAUCAUGAAGCGUUCUUGUCAAUCUUUUGACAAACCAAUGAAGAAUGAUGAUUUUGUUUGGCCGCUACUUGCAAACGAAAUGAAAAAGAAUGGAUCAAGAAUCUUCAUUUGUGAUUUGUGCGGCAAAUCUUUCAGCUCCGGCAAUGCCCUUGGUGGCCACAAAGCAUCCCACAACCGCUCCAACCUUCUUCAACCUCCAAUCAAGAAACACAAACUCACCAUCGAUUCUUGCUCUUUAUCUUCUCCUCAUGAUCAUGAUGAUGUCAAACACAAACAUGCAUGUGUUCUAUGUCACAAAGUUUUUCCAUCAAACAAAGUUUUGUAUGGGCACAUGCGAUCGCACUCUCAAAAAGAUUCAAAGGCUAUUCAACCGCCACCAAUAACAACAACAUCCCCUGAUUCCAAGAAACAGAGUAAUAAUACUCAUGAUCAACCAAUACUACCAACUAUUGAUCUAGAGAAAUAUUUUCCACCAAGAUCGCAUCAAACGAAGAAACGACGCAGUAAAAGUAUAAUUGAUUAUGAACUUAUUAAUGUUGCUCAAAUACUCUGCGAUAUGUCUCGCAGUGACCCUAAAAGGUUGAAACUUUCGACCAAUAUCGAUAAUCAAAAGAACAAGGAACAUGUGACAAUAGUCAAAAAUAAUAACAACGAAAAGAAAUUAGUGGUGAGAUUCAAGAUUCCUAAAGACAAGGAAGUUAAGAACAAUGAAGGUGAAACAAAAAAGGAAUCAAGUCAUCAAUUGGGGUCAAGAGGAGUUGUUAAAGAUUUUGAUUUGAAUGAGAUACCGGUUGAUGUUGCAGAUGAACAAGCAAACUAG
Molecule: messenger RNA, 873 nt
Organism: Cicer arietinum (chickpea)
Lineage: Eukaryota; Viridiplantae; Streptophyta; Magnoliopsida; Fabales; Fabaceae
Biological process (GO): regulation of DNA-templated transcription
Cellular component (GO): nucleus
Molecular function (GO): DNA-binding transcription factor activity; transcription cis-regulatory region binding
Source: RefSeq, a predicted model, not a curated record